GGCCUCCGCCCCGCGCGCCCCCCGCCCCGCACGCCGCCCGGGCCGCUCGGCUCGCCCCGCUCCGGCCGCCCCCGCUCGGCGUCCUUCCCCCGGGCCCUCGUCCCCCCAAUGUCUGACUCUGACUCCCGGACUGAGAAACGCAAGAAAAAAAGACCAAAUGGCAAAGCAACCGUCCGAUGUAAGUUCUGAGUGUGACCGGGAAGGUGGACAGUUGCAGCCUGCUGAGAGGCCCCCCCAGCUCAGGCCUGGGGCCCCUACCUCCCUACAGACAGAGCCGCCAGGUAAUCCCGAAGGCAGGCCGGAAGGCGACGGGGAAGGCGAAGGGGACCGCGGCCCCGACGGCAGCCCUCAGGGCCCGCUGGCCCCACCGGCCAGCCCUGGCCCUUUUGCUACCAGAUCCCCGCUUUUCAUCUUUGUGAGAAGAUCUUCCCUGCUGUCUCGAUCCUCCAGUGGGUAUUUCUCUUUUGACACAGACAGGAGCCCGGCACCCAUGAGUUGUGACAAAUCAACACAAACCCCAAGUCCUCCCUGCCAGGCCUUCAACCAUUAUCUCAGCGCAAUGGCUUCCAUGAGGCAGUCUCAGGAAGAGCCCGCAGAUUUGCGCCCAGAGAUAUGGAUUGCCCAGGAGUUACGGCGCAUUGGAGACGAGUUUAAUGCCUAUUACCCAAGGAGGGUAUUUUUGAAUGAUUACCAAGCAGCCGAAGACCAGCCCCAAAUGGUUAUCUUACGACUGUUGCGUUACAUCGUCCGCCUGGUGUGGAGAAUGCAUUGAUGGGGCGUCCCUCUGCGGGGCGAGCCUCGCGCAGACGCCCGGUCUCCCGCCUUCCUGGCCCCGCGCCACGCGCCCGGAAGACCUCGACACCAUGUCGGAUGUGGACUCGGGCCUCCCCGUGGGUGGACCCACGCAGGAUUUCCAUGGGAAGUUAGUUGUGAAUGUAAACGGAGGAGGACGCUUCUCUUUGUUAAUGUACCGAUCGUGGUUCUUUGGAGCAGGAUGGUGCACCGGAACGGUGUUUACAUGUUGGGGGGUUGGGGGUCCAUCUCUCAUAACAGUUGGUUUGUUUUCCAGAAGGAAGUGGAAACUUUGUGAACCAUUUUUGUACUAAUAUUUUAAGGACCUAUUGCCUUUUCUCAGAGGAUGGUGUUAGCCCUGCAGUGGAAACUGAGCCAGCUAAUUUAUAAAGCUGCCUUAGUUGAUUUUUAGAGAUUACUGUAAAGCAUUUUUAACCGGGGAGAGGCCUGCGCCUCCCUCCCUUCCCUGCCAUUGCCUCUUGGAGCUUUUUUUUUUUUUUAAACCAAAAGAGUUCUUAUGAAAUGAAUGAAUUAAAGGGGCAAAGGGUCUAUUGCUUUGUAAAUAUUUAAUUACCUACUUUACUUCAGUUGCCUUGGUGGUGAACCUUCCGGUUGUGUCUGCUCUGUGGGAGGCAGGCUCUGUCUGGGGUGUACACACUCGCAGGGAGGUGGAUUCCGUUCGCGCGAGAUCGGUCCCGCCCCGUGGCUCUGGCCCGGCCCGGUGGCCUUGCUUGGUUCCGGCACCUCUCGUGUCCUGCUCUGAGCAGCAGUGUCAGCCACUGGGAGCUGUCGGCCCUGCUGGUGGCGGGGUUUCUUACCGCAUCGAGUCCCAGGCGGUCCCCAUUCCCUGUGCCCUUGUGGAGAUUGACCCAAGCCACGGGCUGGUGGUGGCCAUUUUCCAGGCAGCCCAUCUGACCUGUGAAACCUGCACCUCCCCUCCUCCCUCCUCCUC
Messenger RNA from Perognathus longimembris pacificus (Pacific pocket mouse), 1744 nucleotides. It is a transcript of the gene Bcl2l11, whose product is annotated as BCL2 like 11. The record is from RefSeq and is a predicted model, not a curated record. The coding region runs from base 158 to 772 and encodes 204 amino acids. The transcript has 4 exons. Lineage: Eukaryota; Metazoa; Chordata; Mammalia; Rodentia; Heteromyidae. Gene Ontology annotation, biological process: meiosis I.